AUGCUGAAGAACAUGGGAACGGCAGCCAAAACAGUUCAUCUCCAUAUAAUCAAUAGAACAUACACAGAACGCAGUAGACCCACACAAUGGAACCAACAAAAUACACAGCCGAUUCCCAAGCCCAAAGAACCCAACUCCUACAGACCCAUCUCUCAUCAGUUGCACAGAAAAGACUGCAGAGGGAGAAUGGUGCUAAACAGACUGCUAUUGAAAACAGGACCUCUACACCAUCGCCUAUAUGCCUACAAAGAGGGCAUAGGCACACAAGAAUGCCUAGCAGAUGUCAUGUCCACAAUCAACGAAAGGAAAGCAAUAGUAGUUUUUCUGGACUUAGAAAAAGCUUAUGAGCUAGCCAGUGCAGCUGCCAUCCUUGAAGCCUUGGCUGACAAGGCGGUAAAGGGCAACCUUUUAGCAUGGGCCAAAGGAUGCACGCAAAACAGACAGGCUAGAGUCACCUUCCAAGGAGCAAGCUCGGACUUUCUCAGUCUAGAGAAUGGAACACCUCAAGGAGGCAUACUCAGCCCCUUCCUUUUCAAACGUUUUUAA
Molecule: messenger RNA, 546 nt
Organism: Macrobrachium nipponense
Lineage: Eukaryota; Metazoa; Arthropoda; Malacostraca; Decapoda; Palaemonidae
Exons: 1
Coding region: 1-546 (181 amino acids)
Source: RefSeq, a predicted model, not a curated record